Molecule: messenger RNA, 576 nt
Organism: Pleurotus ostreatus (oyster mushroom)
Lineage: Eukaryota; Fungi; Basidiomycota; Agaricomycetes; Agaricales; Pleurotaceae
Exons: 1
Coding region: 1-576 (191 amino acids)
Source: RefSeq, a predicted model, not a curated record
AUGUCUAGCAGAAUAUCAUCCCCUUCUACCAGCACCCUACAAUCAACCGCACCGUCCGUAUCGAGCACAGCGCCUCUUCGCGCCUCGGCAUCUCGGACUCAGAAGGAUUAUUACGCUGCUUUUGGUUCGCUACAGUCUACAUAUGGGAUGUGUGUUGGUCAAAGCGGUCAAUUAGCGUCUUCAUCAGCGCCUGCCCCAACGCCUCGGACGAAACCCUCUUCGCAGAGCUCACCACUCGGCCAUCCAUCUAUACCAUCAUCGACUAUGCCACAGAGCCAUUCUACUACUAAGAAGGACUAUUCUGCUGCCUUCGGCUCACUGCAGUCUACAUAUGGGAUGGGGGUCGGGCAAAUCAGACAAUUAUCGACAUCGUCGGUUCCUGCUCCAGAGAAAUCCUUGCAGAGCUCUUCACUCGGUCGUCAGUCGACAUCGUCGUCUCCUGCUGAGAGCACCCAGAAGGCAUCUUCGCCUCAACCAACAAAUCGAAAAGAUUACGAGGUAGCCUUCGGUGCCCUCUCAUCUUCACAAGGCGUGACACAACAACCUUCGUUACAAUCAGGGAACUGGUCACUAUAA